Messenger RNA from Poeciliopsis prolifica (blackstripe livebearer), 1819 nucleotides. RefSeq names its product small integral membrane protein 29 (gene smim29). The coding region runs from base 310 to 621 and encodes 103 amino acids. The record is from RefSeq and is a predicted model, not a curated record. Lineage: Eukaryota; Metazoa; Chordata; Actinopteri; Cyprinodontiformes; Poeciliidae. The transcript is spliced from 5 exons.
CUCGUGCACUGUCGUCACUGGUAGUGAAAGGUCGUCUGAAGCUGGUCAACGUCAAUUCUUACAGGAAAGAAGGCUUUUUAUUCUGCAGGAUUGCUCGCUGAUUAGGGAGGGCAGUGAUACCAUGUGGAAGUCACAUGAACGACGAGGAUGAGGCAUAAACAAGGGGGCAGCCUGACGACAGAGCCGCUGCAACACAGUGUCAGCCAACAGGAAGGGGAGGAGGAAGAGGAGGCGGGACUGGUGCCUGUACAAAGAUCCCCCACACAAGCAGGCCCCCUGUGGCCCUUUCCCCCUUGAACCUUAAUUAGGAUGAACAGCACUACCACUCAGCCCCCUGCCCACAAAGAUGGGGGUGUGGUGGUGAGCUAUGUGCUGGUGCCAUUCCUCCUUAUAACCAUUGCUGGAAUUGCUACAGUUUUGAUUAUAUGUCUGCGUAGAAAAAGGAGGAUCGACAGACUUCGGCAUCAACUGUUACCUGUUUACACGUAUGACCCUGCAGAGGAGCUUCAUGAAGUUGAACAGGAGCUUUUGUGGAGAGAAGAGGACACAAGGAUUGUGCAAGGCUGGGCAAGAAGCUAUCAACAGCAGCAACCUCUUCUGUCCAAAGAUGUGACUGCUUGAUGACAGCUCAGCCUGGCGCAGGAUGCUGAGGAGCGAGAAGACAACCUUCCGACUCAAAGAUUCGCCCUUCUUUUAACUCAUCUGUCACAUUGCUCUAUUUUGCUUCUGUUGUCUUUAUCCCAGAUUGCAUAAGUGAUUUAAGAGCCAAAGUGAUGAAGUACUUGUUACUUAUUUAUUGGAAAUUAUUUAUUCAAAUACAUUUUUAUUGUUGUGCUCUGUGGCACCAAAUUCUGGGAAAGCAGAAGACAAAGCCUCUUGUGAAUUCGGUGUUUUGUUUACAUUCUUAUUGCUGUUGUGGGCAGCUUGUGGCAAGCAGCCUUGUUCCUGUGGGUUGCAGUAGGCAUCCGUACCGCUCGCAUAACUUGCUGCCUGUGUUCACUGUGGUAGGGCUGCGAAUGUUAUGUACUAGUUAAACAUCAGCGCUCAGAUCUGGCUUGGGCAGAGGUUGUUUGCAGAGCAAUAGCGGCUUCUUUGAUGAAACGCCUUUACAAUUACAAAGGCAAAGACCCAUAUUGAUCAGGUGAAAAUUGGUAAAGAAAGCUCGUUUUUAAUGUCUGUUUCUAGCCAAAGGCUUAAACAUCCUCCUUCUGUUUUGUUGCUUUGAGUCGCUGCUUUGGAAAGCUUUAUUUUAUUUUGUCCUGCUUUGCCAAAUUCUGUGACUCUUAACAAUGGCAUGAGAUGCAAAAAUCAGGAGCGAAUAACACCAACUUCCUCCCAGCUCUUAAAUGAGUUGUGACUGGAUCUGAAAAUAUGCCCUGUCUUCGAGGCAUGGCACCAGAAAAUUUACAUCUGGCUGAAAAAUCUGCUCAGAUGAAUUCCAUACAUCUGACUGUUUCCAGCACUCAGGAAACCUUUUACACAUUAUAAACUUUUGCCUUUCAUUUGUUGAAUGUAAACUUAACUGUGGGUCUGUCUGUGUUUAUGGAAGGCUUCACAGUUCUGGUAUUUUGAGCCUUUACAUAUAAAUUUUUAUGCUUGUCAGGUUUCUCUUUUUAAUCAUAAGAGAAACCUUAAUGCACCACUCAAAGAUCUCCAUAUAUCUUAUCUGGAAUGACUUGUGUUUAAGAAUCCCAACUUUAGGUGACACUUUUAUCUAUGUACAAUUGCUGUGAUGUUGAGAUUGUUUUCUUCUCCUUGAAUGCAGUUCUAGACAAUUUUUGAAAAUGUCAGUAAUUCUAAUAAAGUGAAACUGAUAUUA